AUAACACAGGUACUUAUAGUGUAUAAAAUAAAAGAUAAAAAAAAAAAGGGGAAGAAGAGGAAGAAGAAACAUCCAAUCAAACAAAAAGAGAAGAAAGUGAUUUGGUAAGCUGUGCCUUUCUGUCCUCUCCUCUCUUAAACUCUUCCACCCCCAGUUUCCGGCAACGACCCAACCACAACCCUGACAGCAAGCAACGAGGAAGUCACAGACAUGGUCACAUUCUCUUACUCAAAAUAAAAAAAAAUAAAAAAAGGAAAACCCUGAAAAUUGGUAUGAGGUGAAUUAGACAAGUAAAUGGGUGGUUGACUUGAGCUUCUCUUCAUCGCUCACUCACUGGUUUUGCCUCAAGUUUGUUCCAUUUUUUCGGAGGGAAGGAUAUACUUUUGGAUAUGCCCAAUUGGAAACCAAGUUUAGUUCUAUGAUAUGAUUGAUCAGUUCAUCAAUUUUGUAAUUCGCCCUCCCAGGGCGGAUUACAAUCCAGAUCAGUAUUUAUGGGAGAAGGAUUUCACUCUUGCUGGUAGAGCAUACAAGAGACAAGACUUGGAGCUUACCAAUGCAAGGGGUCAUACCUUGCGAUGCAGUCAUUACUUGCCUUCGCCUUUACCUGAAGAUACUCACCUUCCUUGCGUUAUAUACUGUCAUGGAAACAGUGGAUGUAGAGCAGAUGCAAAUGAGGCUGCUGUAAUUCUUCUUCCUUCAAAUAUCACUGUUUUUGCUCUUGAUUUUUCGGGUUCUGGCUUAUCGGAUGGUGAUUAUGUGAGCCUUGGUUGGCAUGAGAGAGAUGACCUCAAAGUAGUGGUCUCGUAUCUAAGAAGCAACAAACAAAUAUCACGUAUAGGCCUCUGGGGACGAUCCAUGGGUGCAGUCACUAGCCUUCUUUAUGGAGCAGAAGAUCCAUCUAUAGCUGGGAUGGUUCUGGAUAGUGCCUUUGCAAAUUUAUUUGAUCUAAUGAUGGAACUUGUUGAUGUGUACAAAAUCAGGCUUCCAAAAUUUACAGUUAAGAUGGCUGUACAGUACAUGCGACGGGUGAUUCAGAAGAAGGCAAAAUUUGAUAUUAUGGAUCUUAACUGCCUAAAGGCAGCACCCAAAACAUUCAUUCCUGCUCUAUUUGGGCAUGCUAGCGAGGACAAAUUCAUUCAACCCCACCAUGCUGACCUCAUCUUUAACUCCUAUGCAGGGGAUAAAAACAUUAUAAAAUUUGAUGGGGACCACAACUCUUCUCGACCACAGUUUUAUUAUGAUUCGGUUUCCAUUUUCUUUUUCAACAUCCUUCACCCUCCUCAAACUUCAGCUUCUUCAAAUAAGCUUGAGAGAUAUUAUGAUUUGGGUGAUUUGAAAGUCAGUGCUGGCAUGGAUGAGAGCCUCCUAUACGAGAUAAUCACAGGCCUACGUUCAGCCUGUACCGAUGUUGCAAGUUCUUCUUCUGUUCCUCCUAGCAUUCCAACCAAGAAACCUGUGAGCGAACUUCUCUAUGAAAUUGCACCGUUUGCUAAUAUAGUGGAGUCUGUGGCUAACGAAAAUGCUGGGCCUUGCAGCGAUGAGUCAUCAAAUUUGCAGGGAAAGUCAAAUGGCCAGAGUGAGGACUGUUGCUCAUAUACAAGCUCUAAUAGAGAGAGUUGGGGAAGAUGCUCCUCCCUGGGAGGCAGUGAUGAAGAAUAUCCUUCUGAAUGCAGAGCUGUGGACAAUAGCCAUGAGAUGACUCUAAAGGCAUUUGCAACACCUCUAAGAAGCAUACAACAAAAAUCUCCAGACCCAGCAAAGGAGGAGGAGAAGAAGGAGAAGAAGAAGAAGAAGAAAGCUCUCACAGUGCCGAAGAAGCUCAAGGGUGAGAAAUUUGAAAAGCUUGAGGCUUUCAGCAAACGUCUACGACAUUGCAUUCUAAGGAGGGGAAACCACCAAAGGCAUUGUUCUUCAUGACAGCUUCUGUACCAUAGAAACAUGUGUUCAUAAUCCACCUCCAAGUUUGAAUUGUUGUGCUUUUCAUCCGCACCACUUUUUUAGCUGGUAGGCAUUGAUUUUCUCCUCUGAUAUCUUGGCGCGAUUUGGUCCUCUUUUUUAUCUUUACAAUCUUGAUGGCGUGGAAA
This is a messenger RNA of Populus euphratica (Euphrates poplar), 2084 nucleotides long. RefSeq names its product alpha/beta-Hydrolases superfamily protein. The record is from RefSeq and is a predicted model, not a curated record. The coding region runs from base 424 to 1917 and encodes 497 amino acids. NCBI's taxonomy places the organism in Eukaryota, Viridiplantae, Streptophyta, Magnoliopsida, Malpighiales, Salicaceae. The transcript is spliced from 14 exons.